AUGGACCCCGCGUGGCGUCUGUGCGACAGGUUCUUCGAGCCGGGAUUCGUCGACCGCCACACCCUCCUCGACGGAGCCUCGCAGGGAGCACACGGGACGAGGGUGCGCCGCAUGAUGAAGGUCAUCGAUGCCGUGCGCCAGCUUCGCAGGAGCGACGGCGAAGCCGACACGGAAGCCGUCGUCGACGCGCUUAACACGAUAGCGGCGCCGGGCAUCGGGACCUUCUCGGAUGCCCUCACGGUGCUCAACGCGGGCAACAAACCGACCUAUGCCGGGCAGGGUAAGGGCGUCAAGGGGCUCGGCAAGACGGAAUUUGCCAAGCUUCGUCUCGCCUGUGCGCUCGUGGCGCGCGGGUUGAAGCCGGAAACGUGGGUCGCCGACCUGUUCCCGGACACAUGGAAGGAGCAGAUGAAGAAGGCGUUGGCCGACCUGGCCCGCGAAAACGACGCCGGCCAACGGCCUCCGACCAAGAAGUCGACCAAGCGCAAGAAGACCGCGUGA
Molecule: messenger RNA, 501 nt
Organism: Closterium sp. Yama58-4
Lineage: Eukaryota; Viridiplantae; Streptophyta; Zygnematophyceae; Desmidiales; Closteriaceae
Source: the annotation of a GenBank genome assembly